AUGGGUAACUGCUGCAAGUCCAAGCCUGUUCGAGAAGGAGUUGAUGUCGCGCAAAGCGAAAACGCCGACGACGAAAGGGAACAAAGGUCGAGGAAGAGUCAAAAAGGCAUCGUCCCCGUCGUCGGCGAUACGGAGGAGACAAAGAAGACAAACGCGCUCUCAAAAGAGCAGCCGAGAUCGAGAUCGCCGCUAAAACAAGCAGAUUCAGCGUCGUCUUUGAUAUCUCCGACGAUAAAACAACAAGAACAACGAACGAAGAAGACGAACAAAAACGGAAUAACCGACGAUUUUCUCCUCGAAAAGGAAACGAAAAGAAUAUGCGAGAGUUCAUUUUUACGACCGAUGAACUCCGUAUUGUUUAAAAAAUACGAGACCAUUUUCGAAAAGGAGAGCGGCGAAAACGCGUUUAGUAAUGGUGGUGCUCUUCUUCCUCAAUGGCCAGAGGAGACGGAAGUGAACGAGGCGUAUUUGAGCGCGUUUAAAUCGUACUGCGGAGAUUGCGAGGGGCGGUUUUUGGCGUUUCACGAACGCACGGAGGAUAACGAGUCCGUGUGGUUUGAAGGCGAAGUGCCGGGCGGAAGUAAAAAACAGAGAGUGAAAAUGCAAAUAGAACCGUGGGACGAUCACGAGUGGACGUCGGCGAGAGCGUUUGCGAUUUACGCGUUUGUGAUGAAACACAUGCGAGUGAGUAGCGGUAGCGGCGGGAAGGACUCGGGGGGUGGUUUGGCGAGGAGGAGAUCGAUGGACAGUAGCGCGCCGGCGGCGGGAGACGAGUCAGAGAGCGCGGCGCUACAUUUACCGGACACGAGAAAGAUGCAAAAGAAAGAAGAGCGGAUGGCACAACUCAUACGAGGUCUCGGGUGCGAGUACAUGAACCAUCCGUUGUUUUACUUCUGCGUCAAUUUCUUCGAAGGCGUGAAUAUAGAUUCCGGCAACGAACAGAUGGAUGAAAGAGAUUACGUCGAUCGGUGCGAAAUGUUUCUCUAUCGAUGUUUAGACGGGUGUCAAGGCGCCGUGUUUUCAAAGUUUAAAGACAAGAGCAUUGAGUUUGGGAUGAAGCACAUCUCCGAUUCGCAGCAUUUAGGCGCGUUGGCGUAUUUGAAAGCGUACGUGAACACGAGAUUUCUGAAACGGUUUCCAAUCACCACGAAUUUUAUGCAUCCAAAGCUGGACUCGCAAAUCGAACGGAUUCGUUUGUCCAGAGAUGUCGCGCACAAAAUGCGCGCGUUCACGUUCGUGGAAGCUUCUGAUUCACAUCCGGCGGCGUUGGUGUUAUCUUUUCCAGAUACCGAGGCGUUUAAAGAUUUACUCUCCGUGAGCGCUCCCGAUUGUUGGCUCGCGUUGAAUCAUUUUUACGAGUGGACGAUAGCGCAACCGAACAGGACGAGACCGCGAGAUAAAAAGUUACAAACGCCGCCAAUUUUCAUCGCGGACGUUAAAAAGUUAUCCCUCAUGAGUUGUACGAAGAAAAACGUCGCUCGACUGGCGGAUACGUUUCGAGCGGCGAUGUUCCACCCAGAACCGUUUUCGAGAUUUGUCAUCGCGAACGCUCCAAUGUCUGUGAUGGCGUUAUUUACGUUUGGGAAGUUGUUCAUGAGCGAAUCCGCGAGGAUGAAGUUUGUCAUGACUGGAUCGAGUUUACAAAAAGCGAUGAAACAGGCGUGGGGAUUAGAGAAAGAGGAUAUUCCUGAAUGUUUAGGAGGCGAAGGGUACCCGGGGAAAGCGCUCUCGGCGGAGGAGAUAUUAACGAACGAGGAGAGGUGGUUACAUCACAAAAAGUGCAUCGAGAGAACGAGAAAGCAGUACCCGAAAUAUUUCGCGAAAUACUCGGAAAAGUAUUUCGUAGACGAUAAGAAGCAAGUAAAAACGGUGGUUGAACGCAAAUCGAACGCGUUGGCGAAUUCGCAAAAAGAAGAAGAGGAUGAAUCUCGAGCGAGCGGGAGUAUGUCUUUUACAAAAAGCGCGCGACGCUCGAAAACGAUGCCGAGAAUGGGCGCGAGAGGAAAAGACGACGACGCCGACGAGAGUUUGUUUGCUGGAUACGGAGAAGAGGAAAUGUCGGAAAAAAGGAAGAAGAUGGCGUUUUUGUUCUUGUCCAUCGUCCUCGCCUCGUUUCUUUCCAUGUUGUUUAAAGUGUUUAUCUUGUCCAACAAUAUCCGAUAG
Messenger RNA from Bathycoccus prasinos, 2163 nucleotides. RefSeq lists its product with no specific name. The coding region runs from base 1 to 2163 and encodes 720 amino acids. The record is from RefSeq and is a predicted model, not a curated record. The transcript has a single exon. Lineage: Eukaryota; Viridiplantae; Chlorophyta; Mamiellophyceae; Mamiellales; Bathycoccaceae.